CUAUCAGCAAAUCAAGUCAAGCCAAAAAAAAAAAAUAUGAGUGAUCAAAGCUCAUCAGGAAAAAAUCAACAUGUUGCAGUUUUGGCAUUUCCAAUUUUCCAUUUGGCUGCCAUCCCUGGCCUUUACUCAACCUAACUUCCAGAUUAGCAUCGGCCGCCCCUGACGUGAGUUUCUCCUUCCUCAACACUGCCAAAUCCAACCAAAAGCUCUCUGCCACCUCAGGAGCUCACCUCCCACAUAACCUUAAAUCCUACGAUGUUGCGGAUGGCGUGCCGGAGGGACAUGUCCUCACUCCCGGGAAUCCCCUCAAGGAAGCGGAUCUGUUCCUUGAGGCUGCACCUGAGAGCUUCCAAAAAGGCAUGGAUAUGGCAGUGGCCGAGACUGGGCAGCGAAAGAUCACCUGCAUCUUGAGCGAUGCUUUCUUGGUCUUUGGCUGCGAUAUGGCUGCGGACAUGCAUGUAAAGUGGGUCCCUUUAUAUGUUCCCGCACCCUACGACCUCUCUGCCCACAUUUACAGUGCUCUCAUCCACGAGACUUAUGCUAAAGCUUGCGGUGGCGGUGAAGCUCAUGGUAAUGGCGGUGCAGGGGGAGAUCUAAACCCUAUUGACAAAACCCUGGAUGCCAUUCCAGGACUCUCCGUAAUGCGCUUCGGGGACUUACCCCCAGAAGAGUAGUUCUAUAGGCAAACGGCAAAUGUAAGCGGCACGCAGCUGACGUGGCCGUUAUUAAAAUAAUAAUAAAAUAUUAAAAUAUUUAAAAAAAAAAAAAAAAAAAAAAAA
Messenger RNA from Carya illinoinensis, 779 nucleotides. RefSeq names its product flavonoid 3-O-glucosyltransferase-like. The transcript has a single exon. NCBI's taxonomy places the organism in Eukaryota, Viridiplantae, Streptophyta, Magnoliopsida, Fagales, Juglandaceae. The coding region runs from base 360 to 674 and encodes 104 amino acids. The record is from RefSeq and is a predicted model, not a curated record.